CAGCGUGCCACCGGUAUCCAUUAUCUCCGGUCAGGUCACUCCGCGGCCACACGCAACUUGGCCUCCGCGGUUUCGUCGGUGCUCUGCUCCAGCUCACAUCAUUAUAUAGGCAUCGUCCUGCAGCUAGGACGGCAAGCAAACCACAGCAGACCGAGCCAAGAAACCUACUCUCAUCAUUUUUUAAUCCUCGCGUCGUUGACUGCCGCGUACGAUGGCUGAGGCCGAGGCGGCCGCGGCGGGUCCGGCGGAGGAGGGGAGGGGCAAGACGGUGGUGCUGGUCGGCGUGGACGACAGCGACCACAGCUACCGCGCGCUCGAGUGGGCCGUGCGUUACGUGGCGGAGACGGCCGGCGCCGGGGCCGCGGCGGAGCUCGUCGUCGUCCACGCCAAGCCGGCCGUGUCCUCCGUCGUCACCCUCGGCGGCCCCGCCGCCGCCGGGGACGUGGUGAGGUACGUGGAUGCGGACCUGCGCAGGAGGGCCGACGAGGUCGUCGACAGGGCUCGCCGCCUCUGCGCCGCCAACUCGGUGCAGGGUGUGGUGGAGGUGAUCGACGGGGAGCCGAGGUACGUGCUCUGCAACGCCGUGGAGAAGCACCACGCCGACCUGCUCGUCGUCGGCAGCCAUGGCUACGGCGCCAUCAAGAGGGCAUUCCUCGGGAGCGUGAGCGACUACUGCGCCCACCACGCGCACUGCUCGGUGAUGAUAGUCAAGCAGCCAAAGCCCAAGGAAUGAUCGCCAUUUCCAGCUCCGGUGUUGGCAUUGUGACAUUUGCGUGCCACACGAACUGCACUGCACUGCACUGUAUCCCUGCCUAAUUACUGCUUUAUUUGUUCGAUCCUCCUAAUGUCUGUACAUGAUGCUUUAAUUGGGCUCAUCUUCUGGUAUCAUCGCCGUUUGCUGCACUUGUUUGCACCAUUAACCCGGUAGAAGUUGAAGGAUUA
Molecule: messenger RNA, 942 nt
Organism: Hordeum vulgare subsp. vulgare (domesticated barley)
Lineage: Eukaryota; Viridiplantae; Streptophyta; Magnoliopsida; Poales; Poaceae
Product: universal stress protein YxiE-like
Exons: 4
Coding region: 212-733 (173 amino acids)
Source: RefSeq, a predicted model, not a curated record